Messenger RNA from Saprolegnia diclina VS20, 999 nucleotides. RefSeq lists its product as hypothetical. The transcript has a single exon. Lineage: Eukaryota; Oomycota; Saprolegniomycetes; Saprolegniales; Saprolegniaceae. The record is from RefSeq and is a predicted model, not a curated record. Bases 1 to 999 code for a protein of 332 amino acids.
AUGGUGUGUCACAUGGACCGAAUGGCUGUCGCGUCCGACGCGAGCGUGGCGACCGAGCCGACGCGCAAGACGCUCCCUGUGGACAAGGACAAGGUGCUUGCAGCGGUGCUUGCCGCGCUCACACCGCUCCUCCACCAGCUGCCCGGUGACCGUUUUGAAACGGUCGGACGUUUCAGGGUGGAAGACAUUGUCGCUGAUGCCGUCACCCAUCAGCGCCCGAUCACAUUUGUCAUUCCCGCGUUUCCGUUCAAGUCGCCCAACGUCCGCGAGAAGACCCUCGGUGUCCUCCCGGACCGCGGCGAGGCACUGGCGCUCGCGCGACUCGACGCCCUCUGCGCUGCGAUUGCGCCGCUGUACGUCCAUGGAGCGCGCGCCGUCAUCUUCAGCGACGGGCGCAUCUUCAACGACAUCAUCGGCGUCUCCCUCGAUGUGAUGGACGCGUACGCGACGGCGCUCGAAGACUUGGCGCGCGAGAAAGGACUCGUGCACCUCGCAUUUGACCGGCUCGAGGCCUACACAACGUCAAAGGACCCGAAUACCGAGCUUCUUGCGCGCUACGGCUGCGACCAGCUGGACAUGGCGACUCUGCUCAAGGACGACAGCGAAUUGCUCGCCACGUACCGGAGCUUUCGUCGGUUUCUGGCCAAGGACAUGGCGCUGGCAUGGGCGAGCCUGAGCAAGUCGGCGGUCGACAAGGCGGCGGGCGUCGCUGCCAAGUGCAUGAUCCAGCGCAAUAUGGCGUUUUCAGCGCUUGUCGACGACUGCUACCCGCAUGCGAUCCGCCUCUCGAUCCACGCGUACGACAACGCAGGACCAAAGUUCAGCGUCGCGCUCAUUCCGCAGCUGGAAGGCGCGAUCCCAACCACGCCGUGGCACUGCGUCAUGUGUCAAGACCGCGACGGCAGCCUCCGUUCGCGCAAGCACCAAGACGUCGAUACGAACCGAUAUACGCUCGAGACCAAGUACGGUCGUCCGUGGCAGUAUGUGGAGAAGGCGUGA